Messenger RNA from Thrips palmi, 1606 nucleotides. RefSeq names its product cytochrome P450 4c3 (gene Cyp4c3). NCBI's taxonomy places the organism in Eukaryota, Metazoa, Arthropoda, Insecta, Thysanoptera, Thripidae. The record is from RefSeq and is a predicted model, not a curated record. The coding region runs from base 1 to 1572 and encodes 523 amino acids. Gene Ontology annotation, molecular function: iron ion binding; monooxygenase activity; oxidoreductase activity, acting on paired donors, with incorporation or reduction of molecular oxygen. The transcript has 5 exons.
AUGGCGUCCUUGUCGGUGCUGCUGCUGACGGCGCUGGCCGCGCUGCUGGUCGCGCGGUGGUGGUGGCGGCGCCGCCGCCUGGUGGCGCUCAUGGAGCGCAUCCCGGGCCCCUUCGCGCUGCCGCUGCUCGGCAACACGCUGGAGCAGACCGUGGAGCACGACGAGCUGUUCGUGAGGCUCAACGGCAUCACCCAGCUGUUCGGCCGGCAGCACGGCGUCUGUCGCACCUGGUUCUGCACGCAGCCCUACGUGCUGCUAAGCUCGCCCGACGCCGUGGAGUGCGUGCUGGCGUCCAACCGGCACACCGACAAGAGCGACGAGUACCUGUACCUGCGGCCCUGGCUGGGCACCGGGCUGCUCACCAGCUGGGGCGCCAAGUGGCACCGCCGCCGGAAGGUGCUCACCCCCGCCUUCCACUUCCGGAUCCUGGACGACUUCAUCGACGUCUUCCGCGAGCAGGCCGACGUGCUGGCCGACCGCUUCGUGCAGCAGGCCGAGCAGGCCGGCCGCCGCGGCUUCAACGUGUUCCCGCUCGUCACGCUCUGCACGCUGGACAUCAUCUGCGAGACGGCCAUGGGCCGCAAGGUGCACGCCCAGGUGGACAGCGAGUCGCCGUACGUGCGCGCCGUGUACGACAUGGCCGAGAUCGUGCUGACCAGGCAGUCCACCGUGUGGUACCAGCCCGACUGGCUGUUCCGGCUCACGCCCAUGUACCGCCGGCAGCAGGCCUGCCUGCGCGACCUCCACGGCUUCUCCAACAAGAUGAUCCUCGAGCGCAAGGAGGAGUUCCGGCGCAGCAGGGACCAGCGCGGCCAGGACCUCGACGACGACCUGGGCUCCAAGAAGAGGCUGGCCUUCCUCGACCUGCUCAUCGAGGCCUCGCAGGACGGCGCCGUGCUCUCCGACGAAGACAUCCGCGAGGAGGUGGACACGUUCAUGUUCGAGGGCCACGACACCACGUCGGCGGCCAUCUCCUGGUGCACCUUCCUCAUUGGCUGCGACCCUCACGUGCAGCGGCAGGUGCACGCCGAGCUGGACGACAUCUUCGCCGACGACCCCGACCGCGGCGUCACCAUGAAGGACCUGAACGACAUGAAGUACCUGGAGUGCUGCAUCAAGGAGGCCCUGCGGCUGUACCCCAGUGUGCCCGCCUUCGCGCGCAGCCUGCGCGAGGACGUGCAGAUCGGGCCGUACACCGUGCCGGCCGGCACCACGGCCAUGAUCGUCGUGUACAUGCUGCACCGCAACGCGGAGGUGUUCCCGGAGCCCGAGGUGUUCAACCCGGACCGCUUCCUGCCCGACAACUGCGUGGGCCGGCACCCCUUCGCCUACGUGCCGUUCAGCGCCGGGCCGCGCAACUGCAUCGGCCAGAAGUUCGCGCUGCUGGAGGAGAAGGCCGUGCUCUCGGCGCUGUUGCGCCGGCUGCGCUUCGAGUCGCUGGACCGGCGGGAGGACCUCACCCUCCACGGCGAGCUCAUCAUCCGGCCCAAGGACGGGCUGCGCGUCAGAGCCUUCGCCCGGCCGCACCCCUCCAAGACCGCCUCCAAGACCGCCACCGCCGUCAACAAGUAGCGCCCGUGGGCCAGAAGACCGGUGGCGGCGGCCA